UGCGGCGGGAGCGGCGGCCGCUGCUCGGGGACCGGCGCCGGGGCCGCCAGAGCCGGGGCCGGGGAGGCCCGUCCCGGAGCCCGGAGCCCAGCCCGUUCCGCCCGCAGCAUGCACCCGGCGGGGGUCUGCGCCGCCUCGCUGGGCUCCCUGGGGCUGCUGCGCUUCCUGGGCGCUCCGUGGCCCUGGAGCCUCGCCGCCACUCUGGGCAUCUGCCUGGGCAGCGGCGGGUGGCGGCUGCUGCGGCUGCUCUUCAGGACGGCCCCGCGGGAUCUCUUCGGCCUCUCCGUGCUCCUUCGAGUCAAGUACAAGCUGAGGAGGCACCAGAAGGCCAAAAGCACCAUCCCCAAGAUGUUCCAGGCCGUGGUGCGCCGGCACCCCGACAAAGUGGCCCUGAUCUACGAGGCCACGGGCGAGCAGUGGACCUUCAGGAGGCUGGAUGAGUACUCCAACGCCGUGGCCAACUACUUCUACCAGCAAGGCUUCCGCCUGGGGGACGUGGUGGCCAUCUUCAUGGAGAGCUGCCCCGAGUUCGUGGGGCUGUGGCUGGGGAUGGCCAAGGUCGGCAUCGAGGCGGCUCUCAUCAACUUCAACCUGCGCCUGGACUCCCUGGUGUACUGUGUGAGCACGUCAGGCGCCAAGGCCGUGAUCUUCGGAGGGGAGCUCUCCUCAGCGAUAUCCGAGGUGAAUGGGAUGUUGGGGAAGAACAUGGCCAAGUUCUGCUGUGGUGACUAUAACCCAGCCGUGGUUCCUGUGGACACCAGACACCUGGAUCCUCUCCUGAGCUCUGCCUCCAAGUCACCCCCGACUCAGAUUCCAGUCAAAGGCUUAGAUGACCGGCUCUUCUACAUCUACACUUCAGGAACCACGGGAAUGCCCAAAGCUGCCAUCGUGGUGCACAGCAGGUAUUACCGCAUCGCUGCCUUCGGUUACUACGCCUACAGGAUGCGCCCCGAGGACAUCCUCUACAACUGCCUCCCCCUCUACCACUCUGCAGGGAACAUCAUGGGCGUGGGGCAGUGUCUGAUCCACGGCCUCACCGUGGUCAUCAGGAAGAAGUUCUCAGCCAGUCGCUUCUGGGACGACUGCGCCAAGUACCGCUGCACGAUUAUUCAGUAUAUCGGGGAAAUCUGCAGGUACCUCCUGAAGCAGCCGGUGCGAGAGUCCGAGAGCCAGCACCGCGUGCGCCUGGCGGUGGGCAACGGGCUGAGACCCACCAUCUGGGAGGAGUUCACCAGGCGCUUCGGGAUCCAGCAGGUCGGGGAGUUCUACGGAGCCACCGAGUGCAACUGCAGCAUCGCCAACCUGGACGGCAAGGUCGGCGCCUGUGGCUUCAACAGCCGGAUCCUGCCCAACGUGUACCCCAUCCGCCUGGUGAAGGUGAACGAGGACACGAUGGAGCUGAUCCGGGACUCGGGGGGUCUCUGCGUCCCCUGUCGCCCAGGAGAGCCGGGGUUGCUCGUGGGGCAGAUCAACCAGCAGGACCCUCUGCGCCGCUUCGACGGCUACGUCAGCCAGAGUGCCACCAGCAAGAAGAUCGCGGCCAAUGUGCUGCGCAGGGGGGACCAGGCUUACCUGUCAGGAGACGUGUUGGUGAUGGAUGAGCUGGGCUACAUGUACUUCAAGGACCGCAGCGGGGACACGUUCCGCUGGCGAGGGGAGAACGUCUCCACCACCGAGGUGGAAGGAAUGUUGAGCCACAUCCUGAACCAGACGGACGUGGCGGUGUACGGGGUGGAGGUGCCAGGGGUGGAAGGCAAAGCGGGGAUGGCAGCCAUCGCAGACCCCAAGGCCAAGGUCAACCCCAACGUGCUGUACCAGGAGCUGCAGAAGGUGUUGCCUCCCUACGCCCGGCCCGUCUUCCUGCGCCUCCUGCCCCAGGUUGACACCACAGGAACCUUUAAGAUCCAGAAGACCCGCCUGCAGAGGGAAGGCUUCAACCCCCACCAGACCUCAGACCGGCUCUACUUCCUGGAUCUGAAGUCGGGGAAGUACGUUCCCCUGGACGAGUGCCUUUACGAGAGGAUUUGCUCUGGGAAAGCCGCUUUAUGAUGCGGCCGCGUUCAGCCUUUUUAGGGGUUCGUUUCCCCGCAGCCAACCGACCCAGACCACGGUGACUAAUGGGAGGGCGGCCGCUGGCGGGGUCCCCGCUGGGUUCCCUCCCUGGCAGCGCAUUAACCCGUCUCCCUGCUGCCUCCCCCGGCGCUGACGUCCCCUUUAACCCGGGUUUGCCUCUAGACAGAGUAUUUUUGUAACAGGAGCGGCGUAGGGAGGAAGCCACGUCCCUAUUUAUUCACUGAGCCCCGGGGUAGAUGAGUUGUGGUGUUUAACGUGACCUAACCCCCCGCGGGCCGUGCCCUUAGGGCUGGGGCUGUGAGGGCAUUAAAGACAACGAGGAUUGUGA
This is a messenger RNA of Colius striatus (speckled mousebird), 2401 nucleotides long. It is a transcript of the gene SLC27A1, whose product is annotated as solute carrier family 27 member 1. Lineage: Eukaryota; Metazoa; Chordata; Aves; Coliiformes; Coliidae. Gene Ontology annotation, biological process: negative regulation of phospholipid biosynthetic process; cardiolipin biosynthetic process; phosphatidylserine biosynthetic process. Bases 109 to 2049 code for a protein of 646 amino acids. Gene Ontology annotation, molecular function: long-chain fatty acid transmembrane transporter activity; long-chain fatty acid-CoA ligase activity; fatty acid transmembrane transporter activity. Gene Ontology annotation, cellular component: mitochondrial inner membrane; plasma membrane. The transcript is spliced from 12 exons. The record is from RefSeq and is a predicted model, not a curated record.